AUUUAAGUAAAAUUGACAGUUUGAGGUCAACUAAAUUUAUUUUUUUUGUUUUAUUCAAAAUAUGCAUAUAUAUUUUUUUUUUUCAACUUAACCAAUAAAUAUAUACAAUAAUAAUAAUAAACAAAAAAAAAAUUUCUUUUGUGACAAAAAAACUGAAAUGUCAUUUUUUUGAAAAAUUGAUAUAAAAUUCUGUGAAAAUGUAAGAGAAAUGGAUUCGUUACAAAUGAAAAAUGAGGUUCAUAUUGAUUUGACGAUUGAUGAAAAUGAUUAUCAAGAUGAUAUCAAACAAAUUGUUGAUAUAUUACGCAAUGAUUGGCCCAAAGAUCAAUUGGAGUUUAAGAUUUUUACCAAUGGGAUAACUAACAAAUUAAUAGGCGUCUACUACCCAGAUCACUACAAUGAAAUGUUAUUAGUAAGAAUAUACGGAAACAAAACCGAUUUAUUAAUCGAUCGCAAGGACGAAGUCAAAAAUAUCCGAGUACUGCAUAAAGCGGGGCAUACUCACUCACUGUAUGCGACAUUUAAUAAUGGGCUAGUGUAUGAAUUUUUAAAUGGGGAAGUAUUAACACCGGAAACGAUAAUUAAUCCGGACAUUUAUUGGCUGGUCGCUAAGCGAUUGGCCCAAAUGCAUCUGCUGGAUCCAAGAAAAUAUUUGAGUGAUUAUGGUGGUGAAGGUCCAAGGGAACCAAUCAUAUGGAAAAAGACUGAAAAAUUUAUGGAGCUCAUGCCCAGAUCGUUUGAUGAUGACGUCAAACAGUCAAGAUUUGAAAAGAUGAUCAAACCUUUUAAAGUAUUAGAAGAAGAAUAUAAAUUAUUAAAAGACAAUUUAAUAAAAUUAGACAGCCCUAUUGUGUAUUCACACAAUGAUUUAUUACUCACAAAUAUUUUGUAUGACAAAAAUGUACAUAGUGUCACUUUUAUUGACUUUGAGUACACGGGAUUUAAUUACCAAGCUUUCGAUAUCGCCAAUCACUUCGCUGAGUUCGCUGGGGUAGAAAAUAUAAACUACGAUUUAUAUCCUGAUGAAAUAUUCCAAAGAUCAUGGCUAAGAAUUUAUUUACAAGCUUACAAUAAAUCUUCAAGUGUCUCUGAGGAUCAAGUCACUAAAUUAUUUAAGCAAAUUGAAAAAUUUAUUUUAUUAACGCAUUUUUUUUGGGGAUGCUGGGCAUUAAUUCAAUACCAACAUUCGACAAUUGAUUUUGAUUUUCUUGAAUUUGCUGCAAUUAGAUUUAACGAAUAUUUCAAACGUAAAAAUUUGAAUGGAAUUUUUGAAUUAACCACUAAAUUAUAAUAAUAAUUAUUAUUUAUUUUUAUUACAAAAUAGAGAUUUUUGUAAAAAUAAAAAUGCAUUUAGAAAAUUUAUAAAUAAUAUUUAUAUAUCUGUGAAAAAAAAAAAAACAAUAUUAUAUUAUGGGAUCUCAGAUAGCAAAGUGACGUCUUGAUGAGUUCUGAAUGAGUUCCUAUUUAUGAUUUGGACGUCUUAAAAACACGUUAAAGAAGUCUUUAAGAAGUUAUCAAGAUGUCGAAUGCGCCACCUAGCGAACUCAGUAAGACGUCUCUAAAAAAAGUUCUCAAAGAAUUAUUUUUUCUGACUUCGCAAAUAAAACUUCAGUAUGAAUUUACCAUGGCGUCUUAAGGAGCGCCUAAUUUUGACUUCAUAAAGAAGUUAAAAAAAAAGAAUAGUUACAUUUAGACGUCACAAAAUUGACGUCUUAUUUAUGGACGUCUUCAAGAACUCUUAAUUAAGAGCUCUUAAAAAUGACACCUUUAAGAAGUCACUGUAAGACUUAUUGAGGACGCGUUAAAAAAGACGUGACAAAGCACACAGAAAAAAAAAAUUCUCGACUGAAGGUAAAUAUUCUUGAUUCAAGAAAAUUUUUUUGGAUACCUAAAUUUUCUCAGAUAAAGUAGAAAUCUUUUCCGACCAAGAGGAAGUUUUUUUAAUCAAGACAAAUUCUCUUGGCUCAAGAAAAUCUUGACUUGGUUCCCGAAAAUGUUUGUCUUCCAAAAUAUUUUCUUGACUCAAGGAAACUUUUUUUUCUGUGCAGUCAUUCCGACUUUUAUGCUGUCUGGGGUAAUAAUAAUAAUAGUAAGCAUUUAUUUUAUUGUUGAUAUUUAAAAAUUUUAAUAAAUUGUAUUAAUUUGUUGAUUAAAUAAUUUAUUAUAAUUAUAAUUAUAUAUAAUAAUAAUAAAUAAAGAAAUUAAA
Microplitis mediator is the source of this 2206-nucleotide messenger RNA. It is a transcript of the gene eas, whose product is annotated as ethanolamine kinase 1. NCBI's taxonomy places the organism in Eukaryota, Metazoa, Arthropoda, Insecta, Hymenoptera, Braconidae. Gene Ontology annotation, molecular function: ethanolamine kinase activity. Bases 209 to 1291 code for a protein of 360 amino acids. The record is from RefSeq and is a predicted model, not a curated record. The transcript has 7 exons. Gene Ontology annotation, cellular component: cytoplasm. Gene Ontology annotation, biological process: phosphatidylethanolamine biosynthetic process.